AUGGAAGCCUUUUUCAAGUCAGAAGCGUUCAGAAAAAUACUGUCCACUGCAGUAAAUGUUGCCGUCGAAACGGCAAUCAAAUGUUUUAAAAACGAAUUUGUGGAGUUAAUUGACUCUAGAAUCAAUGUGCUUGAAGAUAUGAACAAAUGUUUGCAAGAAGAUCUCAACAAGUUGAAUCGAAGGCUGGACGAAGUACAGAACAAAGCUAACGAUAACGAGCAGUAUUCUCGGCGAAAUAACUUACAAAUCUACAGUAUCACUGAGAAACAAAUCGAGAAUUGCUAUGACGAAGUCACAAAGUUUUGCAAAGAAGAAUUGCCUUUUCUGAAACUUGGCUUAAUGCAAAUAUUGACAGCAAUUUAA
Molecule: messenger RNA, 363 nt
Organism: Paramuricea clavata
Lineage: Eukaryota; Metazoa; Cnidaria; Anthozoa; Malacalcyonacea; Plexauridae
Source: the annotation of a GenBank genome assembly